UUUAGAAAUUUCUACCCAACAAGAACAGCGUUCUAGGCGUGACACGUUCUCAUUUUGUUAUAUGUUAUAUGCACAUCCUGCUGAAGAAUACUACUCUACCCCGGCCGACAUUUGACCUUCAAGCACCUGCUAGCAUGUUGUCGUCCAGUACGGCCACUACCAACGGCCCGUAGCGCGAUUUGGCAUUUCGUCGCCGCUAAUUGGAGGAUUGGGGCAAAGGUGGUUCUGUGGAACGACACAUGCAUAGGUAGUACCUGGUAUGCUGUCAUCAUCAUGUACAGCUAUCAAUUGUUACCUGUCUCGGCCCACGGAAACGGUCACGGCUGGGACAGGGGACGUGACGACGAUCAAAUUCCAGUGGUGAUACAUAUAGGGCAGCCAGGAAGCUUAGGAUUUGGUGCUAGGGGGGGUGACUGACUCAGUCUUUGCAUCUUGGACCUUGAGCUUCUAGCUGACUACCAGGCACCUAACCUAUUAGUUCCCUACAUAGGUGUCUAAUAAGUAGCUUCAUUUUAUACUCCAUAUAGCCAGGCGUUUGAAUACAUCCUCCAGAUUCAUGUCACGAUCCUAUCACAUACUAAUUUCAUGAUGCCCCUUUUCGGCUGGGACCCGUCGCCGGGCGCGCUGCUGCUCGUGGCAGUCGGCCUGGCGAUCGUCACUUACAUCGCGUCCGCCUUCACCACUUGGUAUCGCCUCCGACAUAUCCCGGGCCCCUUCCUUGCCUCCUUUUCGUACCUAUGGCUGGCGCGCGUUGCGAAGAGCGGAAGGCAGUUCUGGAUAUAUCGAGACAUGUAUAAGAAAUACGGCCCCCUGGUUAGAGUCGGUCCAAACGAGCUCUCCACGUACGACCCGGAGGUUAUCAGGAAGAUGAACGGGGCUAGGAGUUCUUACGGAAGAGACCCAUGGUAUGUGGCCGCGCGGUUUGAUCCGUACCACGACAAUGUCUUCACGCUUCUCGAGGCAGGGCCUCAUGACAGGUUCAAGGCAAAGAUUGCUGGCGCGUACGGUGGCCGCGAGACACCGGCCCUCGAGCCAGGGAUCAAUGAUCAGAUCGAAGCGCUUCUGGAUCUACUGCGCCGCAAAUACGCCUCCGACGAGAGCUCUGGGGAGUAUCUCCCCGUAGACUUUGCGGAGCUGAUAUCUUUCUACACCGUGGACGUGAUCACGCGGUCGGCUUUCGGGAAGGAGUUUGGGUGCCUCAAGACGGACACGGACGUGCACGGGUUUCUGGGCUCGGUCACGCACAGCUGGGCCGACUUGGCCGUGCCGCUUGACGUCCCCUAUGUUCGAAACAUACUGUUUUCUCCGCUGUGGCUUAGACUCUUCGGCCCGAAGCCGACUGAUCCGACGGGAAUGGGGAAGCUCAUGGGAAUAGCGAAGGAGGUCGUGUCGCAGCGAUUCGGCCCCGACAUAAAAGAGAAAGAAAAGGACAUGCUCGGAUCAUUCAUCAACCACGGACUAGACCAGCAAGAAUGCGAAACAGAAGCCCUGUUCAUGAUCAUCGCCGGCUUUGAAAACACCGCCUCGGUCAUCCGCACGGCUUUCCUGUACCUGAUGACGAAUCCCCGGGUGUAUCGCAAGUUCAAGGAGGUGAUUGCGGAGGCUGUCCGCGAGGGCCGGGUGUCGAGCCCCAUUACGCACGAAGAGGCGAAGAGGAUUCCUUACUUACAGGCCGUCAUAUACGAAGGCAUCCGCAUGCGGCCCCCGGCGCCGGGCCUGUACCCCAAGUGCGUGCCCCCCGAGGGCGACAUCAUCCACGGGCACUUCAUCCCCGGCGGCACCGCCAUCGGCAUGAACACCGCCGCCGUCAUGCGGUCCACGGACCUCUUCGGCGCCGACGCCGACCUCUUCCGCCCCGAGCGCUUCAUGGAGGCCGACGAGGGCACGCGCGCCGAGAUGGAGAGGAACACCGAGCUCGUCUUUGGCUACGGCCGCUGGAUGUGUGCGGGGAAGCCGGUUGCGUUUAUGGAGAUGAAUAAGAGCUUCUUUGAGUUGAUGCGCGAGUUCGACUUCCAGCUCGUCAACCCGAUGAUGCCGUGGGAUUCGGAAAGUUAUAGCCAGUUUGUGGAGGAGAAUAUGUGGGUUAGGGUUACGAAGUCGAGCGCGGUUUAGGUACCUAUGGAUAGGUAGGUAGGUAGGUUGGUAGGCGCGCUCUUCUGGGGGAGCGAUUGGCUGGGUUUGUUGGUGGUUUGGUAGGUAGGUAGGUAGGUAGGUAUCUUGGGUGCCUACCUGGGGUUCUUUAUGGUAUAGGACUGGGGGUGUUCAGGGGUAUGUCGGAUGGAUAUGAUAUAUGCAUCGGAUAUCACUGUACAUCAAGUCCAAAAUGAUAAAUAUAUACUACCUAGGUAUAUGAUGUUGGACCACAUUCAAGAGAAAGAGACGAGUCACAAGUUCCAAGGCUGAGAAGAAAUGAAGUGAC
This is a messenger RNA of Hypoxylon fragiforme, 2419 nucleotides long. Its product is annotated as BcABA1, cytochrome P450 monooxygenase. The transcript is spliced from 6 exons. The record is from RefSeq and is a predicted model, not a curated record. Lineage: Eukaryota; Fungi; Ascomycota; Sordariomycetes; Xylariales; Hypoxylaceae. Gene Ontology annotation, molecular function: oxidoreductase activity, acting on paired donors, with incorporation or reduction of molecular oxygen; iron ion binding; heme binding. The coding region runs from base 586 to 2112 and encodes 508 amino acids.